Molecule: messenger RNA, 1553 nt
Organism: Cornus florida
Lineage: Eukaryota; Viridiplantae; Streptophyta; Magnoliopsida; Cornales; Cornaceae
Exons: 2
Coding region: 139-1290 (383 amino acids)
Molecular function (GO): protein binding
Source: RefSeq, a predicted model, not a curated record
CAGUAGCAUGUAAUAAGCUCACGGUGUCGCUGGUUGGCAAACAGAUUACUAGGGCUCAUUGUGGUAUAUAAGGAAAGAGCCUCCUUCGCAUUGAGGCCUCAAGUAUUCCAAUUGCGAAGCGAAACCCGGUGGACAUCGAUGGCGACGGCAAUCGGACUCGUGCUAAUGCAAAGAUCCCGGAAAAGGGUAAUCGCUGCAUCGAGGUCUCUGCCGGAGGAGGAGGAGGAAAUAGAGAAAACCGUGUAUUUUCGCGCGACUUCGUCGUUCAACAAACAGAUAGUGUCGGAUUGGUACAUUAUUAAGUUAUCAAGCAAGGAUUGCACUCAGAAGAAAUGGACGAUGACAGGAGCUGGUUUAGUACUGUGCAGAAAAAGAAGAAGAACAAGAGGGGAAGGAUCAAAAAACCAGCUUGAUCUCAAAUCGAUCCUGAAGAACACCCCCCAUCACUCGUUCUAUAGCCGCUUUGCGGCCGUGGGCUCCACCAUAUACUGCACUAGUGCCGCCAACAGCGACUGCCGCGAUGUCCUUGCAUUGGACACUUCGAAUCCUACUACUAGUUUGCAAUGGCAAGCCGUUCCUUCCAUGAACAUCAGAAGAGAAGGAGAAUUUUCUGAGGCUGUGACGGCUGACGAUGGUAAGAUCUAUGUCUUUGGUGGUGGUUCUAACCUUUCUAGACUAAAACCUGGUGAGGAACAAUUUGUAGUCGAGGUUUUCGACCCGAGCAAGAACACCUGGGAGGCUAUUAAUCCACCGCCUCAAGAGAUGAGGCCACUUUAUUGUGAUCAUCUUGUUUUUUCAGUGUAUGAUUAUACUUCAAGGAGGAUUAUUUUGGGUUCGAUUGCUGGUUUCUUCAUCGUCUAUGAUCUGAGAGAUGCUUCUUGGGGAGUCCUACCCAAAAGGUUUAGUGCUUCAAUGGAUACACGUAUCAGUUGCCCUGCAUUCUUUGAUAACACUCUCUACUGGAUUCAGAUUGUGGACUACGACACUUAUAGGUGCGGCUUAUGUGCCUACGAUUUGGAUCUCGAAAUGAUAAUCCACGGCCAUAUCAUGGAUGUAGAUCCUAGCUUUUGCCGUUCCUGCAUUGGUUCGAUGCAUUUUAGUCAUUUUCGUGGUGAUGAGUUCUACUUGAUUUGGCUUUACUCCGGCCGUUGGGUUCGAUGCGAGAGAAUGCGAGUUUUAAAACGGGUUGACAUGGAGAAACGACAAGGUAGCCUCCAAUGUCGUGUCCUCUCCACCAAAACUUAUAUGCUUGAAACCGAAGCAAAAAGCAUAGAUGCUGUGCUGCUGUAACGGCAGAUCCAGCUGUGAAAAGAUGAUGUGUGACAACUAGUUUCAUUAUUGUCUCUAGCUACUAAUAUUUAUUUAUGUUUUGGAGAGAGGUUGGAACUUUUUAUGACAUUGUGGUGGCUAUCUUCAUGUGAUGGACUUCAUCUUUAGAUUCUAUUUAUUUGUGUUAUCAAAAAUAUUGGAUAUGGUGGAAAAGGGGAACAUAUUUUUUAGUUCAUUUGUGUAUAGAACUAGAUGUUAUAUUUAAUUUUUGGGGCAUAACAAAA